Vigna angularis (adzuki bean) is the source of this 5685-nucleotide messenger RNA. RefSeq names its product DNA glycosylase/AP lyase ROS1. The record is from RefSeq and is a predicted model, not a curated record. The transcript has 20 exons. NCBI's taxonomy places the organism in Eukaryota, Viridiplantae, Streptophyta, Magnoliopsida, Fabales, Fabaceae. Gene Ontology annotation, molecular function: DNA N-glycosylase activity; 4 iron, 4 sulfur cluster binding; DNA demethylase activity. Bases 576 to 5405 code for a protein of 1609 amino acids. Gene Ontology annotation, biological process: base-excision repair.
UAUAGAUAUCUGAAAUCAGAUUUCCGGCAUUGACUCGAUAAAUCUACCUUAACAGCAUCCGCACGAAUCUCUCCGAUUUUCUACUUCAACUUCGGUUUUGGUCGCGUGAAAGUUCCUAUUCAUCGCGAGCAGAAAGCGGAGGUAGCAACUAGAAUAAGCGAAUAUUGUUUAUCGUGAGAAGUCUUCUUUCCAACACUCUCCAUAGACAGGUUUGGAAUUUUAAUUUUAAUUAAUUUCUUUAAAUUUCAGUAAUUACAUCUUGACCACCAGGUUUGUCAGUCACCGGUUACUUUCAGGAGGUAAUUCAGAAACUCACCUCGUUUAAUGUUGAAAAACUGCAUAUAUCUUCUCUACUUUAUUUUUGUUAUUUAUUGAUCUCUGUUUUCCGAAACCACUUACAUUUUCCGCUGGCAGGUUUGUCCCCGAAAAUAGACCUUUUAUUCUUCGGGACAUCUCUCUAGAAUAGCUUCACAAAAUCCUUUUGUUAAGUCCUUUUUGCAGAAAUCCUUUUGCUGAGUCCUUUUGCACAAGGAUUUUUUUUCCAGUUCUAAGUGAAAGUUCUAAAGCAAGUCAAAAUGGAAAACGCAAGGAAGGUUGAGGAGCAGGCUGCUCAGGUCCCCGUCGUCCCCACCAUCGCCACCACCCCUUUCAUGCCCAUCAUUCCGACGCCAGUGCCGAUCUGGACUCCUGAGAUGGCAAACCAGUUCUAUUCUCAUUCCAAUGGGAUACCUGCUGGUUUUGAUCUUCCACCAUUUCCAGAGAUAAGCAACUGGCCUAACCACCGCUUGGAGCCUUCCCCUUUCGCCCAUCACAAUGCCGCAAAUCGCGUUCAAAUAUCUUUUGACAGCUUUCCCAGUUCAAGUAACGGCAUAGGCAUUCCUCAACUUUUGACCCAGCCAGACCUUCCGUUGGCAUAUUCUGCUGUAACAAAUGAAGGCCAAUUUGUUCCGCCGUAUAAUUCACAGUUCAUCCCGACGACCUAUACAUCUUUCCAUCAUCAUCAACUUCUCGGUGUGGAGCAACCGUUUCUCAAUACUAUCCAUAACCAGUAUACAGAGCUUCCGGGCCCAUCAUACUUCGAUUACUGUAGCAAGACAUUUGCUGAAAUUGCACCACACCAAGAUGAUGUCAUCGCAGCAGAAACCAGAAAAGAUGCUGCAACACCGAUGACCAUUGAAGAAAGGAAUCGAGAAGGGGAAGACAAAAACAACGCAUCCACAAUGUGCUAUAAUCCUCACAACAAAAUAAAUGGCCCGACUACAAAAGUGGCUGCUGUACCUGCAGCAAAAGAGGAUAUACGCCGGAACUUUGAUCUGAAUAAAACGCCUCAAGCAAAACAGCCCAAAAGAAGAAAGCACCGGGCCAAGGUCGUAAAAGAAGGCCAACCAAAAAGAACAAUCAAGAAAGCCGCUGCAGAGACUGCUCAAUCUAAAGAAAACCAAGCUGACAAGAGGAAGGCAAGGAAAGGAUUGAACACAACUUCUCCACAAACAGAAGUGACAGGAGAAUGGACAUCGGGGCCUAAAUCAACCGUACAGACAUGUAAAAGGUCCUUGAGGUUUGGGAGCAAAGAGCAAGCAAUAGACGAUCCUGGACGCAGAGAAAAUAUGCUCUUUGCCAAUGCCAGCAGCUCAAGGAAUUGGGUGGCUGAUCAUAAUGGACUUCAAGAGUGUCCAAAUAACUCCAUUGGCAGAGACGCUUGGAGCGCAGGAUGUGGUUUACAAGCUGUCGGUUCUAAGAGAAAACAACCUGGUAUUGAACAGGCAGAUAAUACCAGCAUUAAUAUGUUAGGAGCACAAUAUAAUGAUAUGAAGGCAUACUGCCUAAACUAUGGGGUUCAAUUUCCAAAUGUUCAUAAGAAAAGGAGAAGCGUCAAGGGGAGAACUUCAGAGGCACCACGUAAAUCUUCUGUGACUGCCACCAAAGAUGUCCAACUGGCAACAUUCUUACAAGAUGCCAGAUCACAUUCUUAUAUGUCAAGUCCCAAGUGCUGGGCUUCUGGUUCAGAUUAUACUGCAGCUGGAGUCCCAGUCUUGAUUACAGCUACAGAAGGAGCUAUUCAGGACAAACAUCAACCCCUUGAGAACACGUUAUCCUUAGAGCAGAAGAGGCCGACCAAAAGAAGAUCAAGAGCUUCUACAAGAACUGAUGUUGGUCUAGCACAUACUGCAAAGCAAACGUGUAGCUCUGACAGACGAACAUUUGGUGGUGCAGAAGGGCCACAGACAUGUAUUGAUGCUUUAAUUGCAGAUUUGGGAGCAUCACUCACAAAAAAGAAACGAACAGGAAGUGUCAGUUAUGCAUCCUCCUGCAAAAGACAAGACAACACAUUAGCAUGUGUAGACGAAGGGAAAGAAAUUGUGGACAAAAAUGUGGACGCUUUAACAGAGCAAUUUAUAUUCCUAAACAUCAACCGAGAAGCCUGUGACUCGCAUGGGCAGUAUAUGCAUGAGCAUGAGUCGCAUGGUGCCAUUGUUCCCUACAAACCCAAAAAAAGGAGCAUUCGAGCUAAAGUUGAUCUUGAUGAGGAAACUAAUAAAGUUUGGGCGCUUUUACUUGAGGAUAUUAACAAUAGUGGGAUUGAUGGAAGUGAUGCAGAAAAGACGAUAUGGUGGGAACAAGAACGGAAAGUGUAUCGUGGAAGGGCAGAGGCAUUCAUUGCAAAGAUGCAUCAAAUACAAGGAGACAGGGGCUUUUCGAUGUGGAAGGGAUCUGUUGUGGAUUCUGUGGUUGGUGUUUUCCUCACUCAAAAUGUAUCAGACCAUCUUUCCAGUUCUGCAUUCAUGGCACUCGCUGCUCGAUUUCCUCUGAAGUCAACGAGUACAUGCCACAAGGAAAGCACAAGUUCCGACAAGGAAAGCACAGAUGAAUCAGACAGCAAAAAGGUUGAAUCAAACAAUGAACAUAGCCCAGUGGAAAGUGGAACUAAUGCAAUGACUGAGGAAGGGCAAAACAGCUUAUGUCAAGGGAGCAUUAGGGAAGGGUUACAUAACAUAAUUUCAUCCCAACUGGCGGGCGUUGUAUCUCAGACAUCUGGAGAUUUUCCAAUUGAUCAAAAUCCUGAAAAGGUAGGGUCAUUCUCGGAUAGCAUCUCAGAAAUAGAAGACCUGCCAAGCACUGCACAGUUCAAUAUUUAUUAUAACAGGACUUCAUUCAGAGAGCUUUUAGAGAUGGCAAGUUCAACCAUGUUGCAUGAUGUUAAUGGCCAAAGAAGCAAAUCAACUGAGAGCUUCACAGGAAAAAGCAAUCAGUUCAUAGACCUGAACCAUGACAACCAGAUAGGAAACUUGGAAAAAUCAGAUGCUAUUCCAUACACUUCAGAAACACCCGCCACCAAAGAAUAUACUUCGGAAGUAACCCGAAAUUCUGGAGCUAACUGCUGUGAUCCUCUAACAAUAGAGUCCGACUCGAAAGCUGCAGUUGCCAAUUCUCAAGGUAUUCUAUCCCCACUCCAUCUCUUGCAGCAAAUUAAUCAUGACCAUAAUGUUUUUCACAUUUCAGAACAAACCCAAGAACCAAAGCAGAAAGAAAGAGAAAAGGAUGUUGUUAAUCCCAACCAUGAAAAGAGGAAAGGAGAGGGUAAGAAAAAAUCUGCCUCAGUAAAACCAAAAAGCAAGAAAGAAGAGAAAAAGAACUUUGAUUGGGAUAGUUUAAGAGUACAAGCACAAGCUCAAGCAGGGAAAAGAGAAAAGACAGAGAAGACCAUGGACUCUGUGGACUGGGAUGCUGUGAGACGUGCAGAUGUCAGUGAAAUAUCCAAAACAAUCAAAGAAAGGGGCAUGAACAACAUGCUUGCUGAACGUAUUCAGAAUUUCCUCAAUCUAUUGGUUGACAAGCACAAGGGCAUUGAUCUUGAGUGGCUGAGAGACGUUCCACCUGACCAGGCAAAAGAAUUCUUGCUCAGCAUCAGGGGAUUGGGAUUGAAAAGUGUGGAGUGUAUUCGACUCUUAACACUGCACCAUCUUGCUUUUCCGGUGGACACAAAUGUUGGACGCAUAGUGGUUCGUUUGGGAUGGGUACCAAUCCAGCCACUGCCAGAGUCACUACAGUUGCAUGUUCUAGAAUUGUACCCAGUGUUGGAUGCGGUACAAAAAUAUCUCUGGCCUCGACUCUGCAAGCUAGACCAAAGAACAUUGUAUGAGCUGCACUACCAAUUGAUUACAUUUGGAAAGGUAUUCUGUACUAAAAGCAAACCGAAUUGCAAUGCAUGCCCAAUGAGAGGGGAAUGCAGACACUUUGCAAGUGCCUUUGCAAGUGCAAGACUUGCCCUGCCAGGACCAGAGGAGGAGAGAAUGCCGAACACAAGUGGAAACAAUGCAACCGAGCGGAAGGCAUCACAAGUUAUAAAUCAAACGACCUUGCUUUUCCAUGAAAAUCCAAUUGAAGGGGCACUUCAACAAAACAAGAACGUUCACGCUAUAGUUGAAAUGCCAGCAAGUCCAGAUCCAGAACGUUCCAAAUUUUCACAAGGUGAUAUAGAGGACGCCUUCAAAAAGGAUUCAUUUGAAAUUCCAGACAUAAAAGUAGACAUGACAAAGUUCGCUUUGAGCAUACAAAACUAUGUGCAACAAAACAUGGAACUUCAAGAAGGAGAAAUGUCAAAGGCCUUGGUUGCUUUAAAUCCAGAUGUGGCAUGCAUCCCUACACCCAAGCUGAAGAAUGUGAGCAAGUUGAGAACAGAGCAUUACGUUUAUGAACUACCCGACUCACAUCCUCUUCUGAAAGGGUGGCAAACGCGAGAACCAGAUGAUCCAGGCAAAUACCUUCUAGCUAUAUGGACCCCAGGGGAGACAGCAGACUCCAUACAGCCACCAGAAAGAAAAUGCAGCUCUCAGGAUAGUGGCCAGCUUUGUAAAGAAAAUGAAUGUUAUGAAUGCAACAGUUUCCGUGAAGUAAAUUCAAAGAUAGUUCGAGGAACUAUCCUGAUACCAUGUCGAACAGCUAUGAGAGGGAGCUUUCCACUAAACGGGACCUACUUUCAAGUCAAUGAGGUUUUUGCUGAUAAUGAGUCAAGUUUAAACCCAAUUAGUGUUCCCCGUAGUUGGAUCUGGAACCUCGGUAGGAGAACAGUAUAUUUUGGAACCUCCGUGUCAUCGAUUUUUAAAGGCUUAUCGACACAAGACAUUCAACAAUGCUUUUGGAGAGGAUAUGUAUGCGUGCGAGGAUUUGACAGGGAAAGGAGAGCGCCUCGGCCACUGUUGGCUAGAUUGCACUUCACAGCUAGCAGGACGCCUAAGACGCCUAAGACGCCUAAGACGCCUAAGACGCCUAAGACGCCUAAGACGCCUAAGAAAAAGGGUAACACCGAAAAGAUGUUGAAACAACAAAGUGAUUUAAACAAAACAAAAAAUCAGCCAGAAUUGUUUUCCAGUAUUCAGGAGACCAGUGAAGCGCCGAGACAAUAGAAGUUAUUAAAUAUUCAUCUUGUAUCCUGUGUAUUAUAGGAGAGUCAUUGUCGUGGUAAAAUACUAGGCAAUUUUCUCAGUUUAGGACUAGGACAAAGAGAGUAUAGUGGCACCAAAUUUGCUUUAUAGGUCGGUGUAGAUCGAAGAGGUAUGUGAAAACUCAAAAUAGUUGUACUCAUCAACAUUCUUCUAGAUUGCAAUUUAUGUAUUGCAAUUGACUACUACGGGUUGUAGUAUUUAUCAGAUUUUAACUUGAAUUUCAAUUUCUCAGAUGCAUAUA